ACCGAUGUCGGUUUCUUUCUGUCAGUUUAACUCGAGUUUUCGUGGUAAACGUGUGUAAGUUCACGAAAUUGCGUGCACGCGUACUGUUUACCAACAACACACACACAAUUAUCGCUGUAACAAUAAGUGAAUUAUAAACGUGUACUAACUUUAGCAGCUCAACUGGAAAUAAAUUUACGCCUUGAGGAAUUUUGCUUUUUUCUGCCUGAAGAAUAUCUGGAUAUGUUGUAAUCCAGCGCCCCACGUUUCAAUCCUACUCCAAUAAGGUUUCGAAAAGUUGCAGGACCGGACUAGACCAUGCGACGACUUGUUCGCAUUGUAAUAUUGUGAAUCGCCCAUCAUUACUGAGCAUGCACAGCACGGACAAUGGAAACGAAUCUGGAGGAGACCAAACAAGUAGCAGGACGGCGGUGGCAGUGGCAGGUCCGACACCGGUGGCGGUGUCCACCGCCGCAAACAACAACAGUUCCGGUCCCCGAGAGUGCGCGGGUUGUGGAAAACGUAUCACCGAACGUUUCCUCCUCAAAGCCUUGGACCUAUUCUGGCACGAAGACUGCCUUAAAUGUGGAUGUUGUGAUUGUAGACUCGGAGAAGUUGGUUCGACGUUAUAUACAAAGGCUAAUCUUAUUCUUUGCAAAAGAGACUAUCUUAGGUUAUUCGGAACGACGGGUUAUUGUGCAGCUUGCAAUAAAGUGAUUCCUGCAUUUGAGAUGGUAAUGCGUGCAAAAAGCAAUGUGUAUCAUCUCGAAUGUUUCGCAUGCCAACAGUGUAACCACAGGUUUUGUGUCGGUGACCGAUUCUACCUGUGCGACAAUAAAAUUCUUUGCGAAUACGACUACGAAGAAAGAUUAGUUUUUGCAAAUAUGGCAUACAAUCCAAGCAGUCUGGCGCAUAUACGAAGGCAAGUCAGUAAUUUACAGCCAGCAGGAGACAAUCUAACUGGUAUUCGUCAUCCUUCGCUUCUGACGUCACCACCUUGUUACAGCGAAAAGAACUCUGCGUUGGGCGUCCCACAGCGACCGCCUAGUAACAAUCAUCGCGACGACGGUUCGAGCGGAUAUGGUAGCCCAGAUUCAGAAACCUUCGAUCCUCCACAAUGACGAUCUCGUCUGUCUUAGCUGAGAACCCACCGCCAGCGAGGGAUGAUGAAUAACUUCUUGAAGACGCCGCUGAUAAAGAAUUAACUUUUAUAAACUGUCGUGCGUAAAGUGCUUCUUUGAUCAGUGAUUUAGAUUUAGG
Messenger RNA from Photinus pyralis (common eastern firefly), 1239 nucleotides. RefSeq names its product LIM domain only protein 3 (gene Bx). Gene Ontology annotation, molecular function: DNA-binding transcription factor binding; transcription coactivator activity. NCBI's taxonomy places the organism in Eukaryota, Metazoa, Arthropoda, Insecta, Coleoptera, Lampyridae. The transcript has 7 exons. Gene Ontology annotation, cellular component: nucleus. Gene Ontology annotation, biological process: positive regulation of transcription by RNA polymerase II. The record is from RefSeq and is a predicted model, not a curated record. Bases 351 to 1100 code for a protein of 249 amino acids.